Molecule: messenger RNA, 1734 nt
Organism: Medicago truncatula (barrel medic)
Lineage: Eukaryota; Viridiplantae; Streptophyta; Magnoliopsida; Fabales; Fabaceae
Product: heptahelical transmembrane protein 1
Exons: 4
Coding region: 262-1359 (365 amino acids)
Biological process (GO): response to hormone
Cellular component (GO): membrane
Molecular function (GO): signaling receptor activity
Source: RefSeq, a predicted model, not a curated record
AAACCUGUUAUUUCAGCCAUCAUAAAUUAGUUUGGGUCUUAUAACUACUUAACAAACCCCACAUACAUAGUGCCAAACCUUACGGAGGAGAGUGUAUCCCUUAAAUGCUGCAGUUGGUGCAGUGCAACCCUCAUUACUCCAUCAUCAACAUUUAGCCACACAACCAAGUCAGAGAAAUAUAUGCUCUUCAUUUUUCAUAACAUUUUUUUUUUUUUGUGAGAGACAUCAUCAUAGAAAACAAAAACAAUUACCAAAACGGAGAUGAACUAUUGUGAGACAAAUUGUGUUGUCAAGAGGAACAAAGGUAAAGAAACUGAUGAAACCUUGUCUUUUACACAGUCCAAGGAUAAUAUAAAGAUGUCGCAUGAUCGGAACAAAGGAAAACAACAACGUUACUCUCUUGUCUCGUUUAUGGAACUACCGAAUUAUAUGAAGGAUAAUGAAUAUAUUUUACGUUAUUAUAGAGCCAAUUGGCCUUUGAAAGAAGCUUUCUUCAGUCUCUUUCGUUGGCAUAAUGAAACUUUGAAUGUUUGGACACAUUUAGUUGGAUUUAUUCUGUUCCUUGGGUUGACCUUGGCCAAUUUGAUGAAGCCUCAUGUGGUGGAUCUCUUACAACAAUUUACAAGGUCUAUCUCUUCAGGUGGUGAAAAAAAUGUUUCUGAUAGCAUCAAAGUCUUGGGAACGGCGUUACUCUUUGAUUUAAACCAUCAAUUACCAUUGACAAUGGAAGUUGAAUCCUUGGAAUUUGUUAUAGCAAGGUGGCCAUUCUUUGUCUUCUUAGGUGGUUCAAUGUUCUGUCUCCUCUCUAGCAGCAUUUGUCACCUAUUUUCAUGUCACUCCCAUGACUUAAACCUGUUUCUGUUAAGAAUAGAUUAUGUCGGAAUCGCUGUCAUGAUCAUAACCUCAUUCUUCCCUCAAAUUUACUAUGUUUUCCUAUGUCAACCUCAUUGGCAACUCAUCUACCUAGCCGGUAUUACAGCCAUGGGACUAUUCACCAUAGUAACAUUGCUUUCCCCAUCACUUUCUACCGGUAAACACCGCGCUUUUCGAGCUAUGCUGUUCUGUUCAAUGGGACUUUUCGGCAUUGUACCUGCAGUUCAUGCUUGUGUUGCGAAUUGGGGAAAUCCUCGGCGCAAUGUUACACUAGCAUAUGAAUGUGUCAUGGCAUUGUCUUACUUGAUAGGGACUUUGUUCUAUGUGACGCGGAUACCGGAAAGAUGGAGGCCUGGUUGGUUUGAUUUAGCAGGACAUAGUCAUCAAAUAUUUCAUAUUUUGGUUGUGGUUGGUGCAUUAUCACAUUAUGCAGCUACUCUUAAAAUGCUUGAAUGGCGUGACACUUUUGGGUGUGACAAGGCUUAAAUUAAGGAUCUAUGUUUCACAACAUAUAUAUAUGUAUGUAUGUAUGUAUGUAUGUGCACAGCAUGAGAUGGAUUCUCUGCAUUGUUGGAUUUCAAGCAACUAUGAGAUAAUUACAACUCAAUUCAGAGGCUUAUGCCAUUCAUCAAAAUGUUAAAUAGUAUUUGUUGUCUUCUUCAUUCUAUCAACUGAGUCUAAACUCUCAUGUAUUUUUCUUUCUCCCCCUCCCAUUUGAAUUUGUUAUUCAAUAUAUUAUUGUACCUAGAAUUUAUUAUUCAAAAAGUAUGUUAUUGUGUUACUCUUAGAAACACUAGUUUAGGUAUGCAAGUGUUCUACUGAUUAUCUUCAAAUUAAUGGUAUGAGUUAGGAAUCAUCUCA